AUGUGGGUGUGGAUGUUUGUCUCUGUACCUUUCUGUCAUGCUGAAGUUCCAGAGACAUUCUCUGUGCUGGUUCCUGAUGGUCCAGUUUCAGCCAAAUUGGGAUCCUCUGUGGUUUUGCCCUGUAGUCUCACUCCUUCCUUCAGUGCUGUGGAGCUGGAGGUGCUCUGGUACAGGCCCAAUAAACUCAACACCCCAAUUUUGGCACUCCCUGAACCUAAAGUCCAGGAAACCUCUUUAGACCCUCAGUACAGGGACAGAGUGUCUCUGAUAGGGAGUCUGGAGGAGGGGAAUGUGUCUCUGAAACUGGAGAACAUCACACUGUCAGACAGAGGAGAAUAUGUGUGUCAUGUCAGUAGUGUAACUUGGUAUGACAAGGGUACAACAUCACUCACAGUAAAUGUACUAGGCUCUGAACCAGUCCUCUCAUUCACUGAAACAGGACAGGGGAAUUUAAAUGUUACCUGUGUAUCAGAUGGUUGGUCACCACAGCCCACAGUAACCUGGAGAGAUAGAGAAGAGAAAGAGAUCAACAAGAAUGCUAAUGUGAUGUACAGUAAAGAUAGUGAGGAUCUGGUGAGUGUGAGUUCUUGGCUGCUCUUCUCUCCCUCUGAGUCAGAGUGGAUCUCCUGCUCUGUCAGUUUAUCUGAUCAGGAGAAGAGAGAGGGCAGGGUGCUGCCACUCAGAGAAGCAUGGAGAGCAUUUAUUGUCAUGCUGGUCAUCAGUCUGUUGGCCUUCAGUGUCUUAUUCAUCCUCUUCAUUUUAUACAAGAGGAAAGAGGAUCUCAGACUGGACAAAUCUUCAUGUCACAAAGAUCUGACUGUUAAAAAAGAUGGAAAGGAAGUGAGUUUCACAAAAGGGUGGUUUUCCCAGAAUCCUUCAGAACUCAUGGUUGAUGUUCUGUGUAAAGAGAACUUUAAGUCAGGCUGUCACUACUGGGAGGUGUUUGUGUUAGAUGCACAGAAAGCUCUUCCACCUGAACUGUCCUGGUAUGUCGAUCGGGGACCUCAGUUCACUGGCCAUGAGAUGGUGAACCUCUGUAAGACCUGGGGUGCAACACAGAAGUUCACCACGAGCUACCACCCCCAAGCCAACCUCACAGAAUGGUCCAACCACACCAUUAAAACCAUGGAGAGAUUGAUCGGUACACUGUCCUCAAAUCAGCAACCUCCAUAUAAACUCCUGGAGAGACAAAAAUGGCUGAACAAGUCAAAAAGAGAGUUGGUAUGUGUCAGGCUAGACAAACCAGGUAUUAUAACGCCCACAGGAAAAGUGCAGAACUCCUGCCGGGAGACCUGGGUCCGUACUUACCCACUCUCAAAAGCAUCUGACAGUUUCUCAUCCAAGCUUGCACCUAAGUGGUCGGGUCCAGCUACUGUGAUGAGAAAGCUAGCCUCAUCAACUACCAAGUACAGUGGGUCAACCAUAAUAAGAAAACUGACACCAUCAGUGUGGUCAACCUAA
Messenger RNA from Chanos chanos (milkfish), 1461 nucleotides. Its product is annotated as butyrophilin subfamily 1 member A1-like. Gene Ontology annotation, biological process: regulation of cytokine production; T cell receptor signaling pathway. The transcript is spliced from 7 exons. Gene Ontology annotation, cellular component: external side of plasma membrane. The coding region runs from base 1 to 1461 and encodes 486 amino acids. The record is from RefSeq and is a predicted model, not a curated record. Gene Ontology annotation, molecular function: signaling receptor binding; nucleic acid binding. Lineage: Eukaryota; Metazoa; Chordata; Actinopteri; Gonorynchiformes; Chanidae.